UGAAGAGGCGACACGAGAGUAGGAUGUGAGAACUCCGUACGCGCGGAGGAGGCUGCGGACGCGUGUGUGCGGGUCUGUUCACAGAAACCACUCCGGAUGAUUUUUAACUUCAGUCAACUUGUGGAGGAGCCGCAGGCUGCGGUCCCAGUCUCCAUCUUUCUGGCCUCAGGACCAGUACCUCGAUCCUCCCGUUCAGUACUUCCCUAUCACUAUCUGCCCGUCUCUAAGAGACUUUGAAUAAAGUAUUACCCCAUUACCAUCAUGGCCGAUCCGGAACCACCCUGCCUCUCGGGGGUCAGUGGCAACCCACACCGGAAUGUCAGUGUCAUCUCCGCAACCCGUCCCUGCAACCGGACCACUGAUCGGCAUUCACCAUACACCACACAGGCCACCACGGCCUUUGCCAUGGCCAUCACCUUCAUGAUGAUCGUGACCAUCUUUGGGAACAUCCUGGUCAUCAUGGCUGUCCUGACAUCCCGGUCCCUGAAGGGUGCUCAGAACCUCUUCUUGGUCUCCCUGGCGGCUGCAGACAUUUUAGUGGCCACUCUAAUCAUUCCUUUCUCGCUGGCAAAUGAGCUGCAGGGUUACUGGGCAUUCGGCUCCAUUUGGUGUGAGGUCUACCUGGCCUUGGAUGUCCUCUUCUGCUCCUCCUCCAUUGUCCACCUGUGUGCCAUCUCUCUGGACCGAUACCUGUCUAUCUCUCGACCCAUGUCAUACAGAACUAAAUGUACCCCUGCAUGGAUCAAAGCAGCCAUCAUCGCAGUCUGGCUGAUAUCUGCCGUCAUCUCGUUCCCACCUCUUCUCAGCCUGGACAAGAGCUUAUUAGGAGAAGAAGUGUGCGAACUGAACAACGAGCGCUGGUACAUCCUCUACUCCACCAUUGGGUCGUUCUUUGUCCCCUGCAUAAUAAUGAUCCUCGUCUACAUGAGGAUUUAUCAGAUUGCUAAGCAGCACACACGUUGCCCACCGGGACAUAAAGUCAAAGGAAAGCCAGAGAUGAACCAACGAGGUUCCAUUGCAGCCAUCCCAACGACUUCCCCAGAAGGUUCUACCCCGUCCUCAGUUAAAAAACCAGACCUCCCUCAUUCCAUUACAGCCCAAAAACCUUGUCCAGUUCCACUGUGUGUUAAGCAAGCAGAUGUACCCCAAACAGCCUACCAGAAGAGUCCCAACCAUGGAGGGGAAGGACAUUUCAACAGCGCCUCCACACCUAGCAUACAUAAUGCAGAGCCAUCAUAUGUAACAUCGCCUCAAAGCCCAGAGGACAAAAUCCAGGUCCUCAACCUGGCCUGUCGACGUAAAAGCACCAUGACCACAGCAACCGGCACCAAACUGGCAUCUGAAGAUGCCUCUACGACUCAAGGAACAACCGUAUCCCGCCGUAAGACCAUGGCAAAAAAAGAGAAGAGAUUCACCUUCGUCCUGGCUGUUGUCAUGGGGGUGUUUGUGGUCUGCUGGUUCCCCUUCUUCCUCUCAUACUCUCUCAAGGCGGUGUGCCCACAGACUUGCAACAUCCCCGAACCUCUGUUCAAGUUCUUCUUCUGGAUUGGCUACUGUAACUCCUGCCUGAACCCGGUCAUUUAUACCAUCUUCAACAAAGACUUCAGGAUGGCCUUCAAGAGGAUCCUGUACCGCGACAUGAAGGGGACGUUCUUCUAGACCGGGUGAUGUUACUACUCUUCAGAGUGGUGGCAGACAGUGAGACAUCCUUGUCUCUGAAGGUCUCUGUCAAUAAGGACAUUUCCUGCAGUGUUGAUAGAAAAUUGCCUACUUUAAGGAGGAAAUUGCAGCCAUUUUGUCCUCUUGCUGUUUGCUGCAUCAGAGCAAACGCUGAAGGAGAAGUCAGGAGGGCAAAUCAAUUAUGUUUAAUGUCAUUUAAGAAAAUGGUGUUUUGUGUGUUGUUCGUCUCUGAAGAAGACGGAUUCGAUUGCAUCUGGAAGCCGAAGUCAGGAUGAUGCAGGGUCUGUGUUCAGUAAUUAUAUAGGACUUAUGAUGGUGUGUGUGUGUGUGUGUGUGUGUGUGUGUGUGUGUGUGUGUGUGUGUCUGUGUGUGUGUGUGUGUGUGUGUGUGUGUGUGUGUGUGUGUGUGUGUGUGUGUGUGUGUGUGUGUGUGUGUGUGUGUGUGUGUGUGUGUGUGUGUGUGUGUGUGUGUGUGUGUGUGUGGUAGUCGAGGAGAGUUGCCUGAGGGUCUUACUGGUGGAAAACAAAUAUCACUAAGUGUCCUUUAUCGUGGAUAAAAUGGGCGCUGAGGGAACACAAGAUCAGGAAGAUGUGAGUCUUCGUUUCCAUCCUUCCGUUUUGACCGUCCUCUUUGAAUCCUCUCAUCUUUUUGAACCUUCCUAUGUUACAUCUCUUUCGGUAACAACUCAUUGAGGUGCUUGCUGAAGGCCUUAACAGGAAAAACUGGAGCAGCAAAUCUGAGAAAUAGCAGAAGUGACAUGAAAGAUGGGAACAUGAAUGUUUUAUGUGGCAUCUUCAGAUGAACUCUUGAUUUUUCUCUUGAGCUUAAAUCUUUCCUUCUUUUAAUGUUCCCUGUCUUUUUUACACUUAACCUGACCCAGCGGGUGAAUGCAUGUGGUCUUGGUCUGUUUUUACAGGGUUUCUGUUAUUUUCAUAGAACCAUGUUUAAAAGCUAGA
Messenger RNA from Cololabis saira (Pacific saury), 2636 nucleotides. RefSeq names its product alpha-2B adrenergic receptor. The transcript has 2 exons. Gene Ontology annotation, biological process: adenylate cyclase-activating adrenergic receptor signaling pathway. Gene Ontology annotation, molecular function: adrenergic receptor activity. Lineage: Eukaryota; Metazoa; Chordata; Actinopteri; Beloniformes; Belonidae. The record is from RefSeq and is a predicted model, not a curated record. Gene Ontology annotation, cellular component: membrane. The coding region runs from base 262 to 1659 and encodes 465 amino acids.